Messenger RNA from Monodelphis domestica (gray short-tailed opossum), 5284 nucleotides. It is a transcript of the gene CCDC150, whose product is annotated as coiled-coil domain containing 150. Lineage: Eukaryota; Metazoa; Chordata; Mammalia; Didelphimorphia; Didelphidae. The record is from RefSeq and is a predicted model, not a curated record.
GAUGCUCUAGUCGAGAUUGCUCUUUGCGCAUGGGCGCUACCCCUCUCCAGGAGUGCGGGUCCAUUUGAAGCUCUGCUUGAAACUCCAUGGAAACCCCAUUUGAGGCUUGAUUGAAGGAAGUUGUGGAAGAAGGAAUACUAUUAAGUGGUCAGGUUACAGAUGGACUUGGAUACUUCAAAAGCAAAAUUAGUCCUCUCUCCAGUGAACAUCAAUGCCACAGCUCCUGAGAUAUUCACUGUACUUCAGAAGAGGAUGAGAAUCGCAGAAGAGCAGUCAGAUAUCAUAAUGAAUGACCUAGUAAUGUUGGGUCUGGGUGGACAAAGUCUCCAAAUUCUUUCUGGAAUACCUGUGGAGGAUUCUGAGAACCAGAAGAUCAUUCAUCCUCUCCAGGCCAGGGCUCCUUUUGUGGGAGAAAAUAAUGUUUUAUGGAAGAACUGUGAGUCUCUGGUGAAUCGUAUGGACCGACUAGAAAGAAUCAUGCAUAAUCUGAAGACAAAAAUCUCCCAACUUCAGACUAAAACAGAGUUGAAUCCACCAAAUUCAGGUUAUCUGAAAGAUCAGGAAGAGCACUCACAGGACCUGAGGGAAAUGCAUCUAGAAGUCAUGAACUUGCAUAAGCAACUUCAAGAUGUGAAAGAGGAAGGAGACAAGGCACAAGAUGAAGUUCAAAGAAUGAGUGCUGCAUUGGAGAUUGCAGCAGCAACAGAGAUGGAUGCUACAGUCGAUAAGGAUGAGUUGAAGAUCAAAAAGCGCAAAAUUACCCGUAAAAUUCAAAAACUAAGGGAACAGUUAUCUCAGGAGAAAAAUCUACGGGAAUCUCUUGAGGAAUCCCAAGAAGCUAUGCUGUGCAAAGUGCAGGAUAUGGAAACAACAGUUGAGCUGGAGCGAGAACAGGUAAAAGUUCUACAACAAGAUUGCUUAAUCUUGAGAAAAAAUAUAGAGACCACUCAAGAACAACUACAUCAGGAACAGCAACGAACAAAACAACUGCAGGCUGACUGUGCAAAGCUGAAGACUGAGCUAAGAUCCAAAGAUGACAUAAUUUCCCAGUUACUUGAAGAUGGAAAGGCAAUGCAGCUGUCUUUUAGUCAAGAGCAUAAAGAGAAUACACAUUUAAAGUCCAAGAUAGCAUCGCUUCAGGAAAUGGCAAAACAAGUCCAGAUGUUAAAUGACCAAUUGAAUAAACAGUGUUCAGAGUUGAAUAACAAGCUUCAGACUGUUACUUUGGAGAAUGUCAAACUUGUUUCAGAUCAUCAAGCUAUUUUAAAGGCAGAGCAGGAACAAGUGAUUCAGAAAUUACAGGAACAAGAUUUAAUGUUAGAUGCUGCCAGGAUAAGUAUUGCGAAAGAACUACAAAAUAGUCAGAAUGAAAGAACCCAACUUCAGAAACGUCUUGAUGCCUUACACCUUGAACACAGCAAAUGUAAACAAAAAGCAAAGGAAGCAGAAGAGAGAAGAACAACACAAAAAGAGUUACAAGAGUGUACUAUUGUUAGAUUGCGAGGAGAACUGGAAGUAGCACUAAAAGAGAGAAAAUCCCUAUUGAAGGGAAGAGAGAACCUACACAAGGAGUUAAUGAAAACAGAGAGUCAAGAGAAAAGCAAACUUGAAAUGGAAUUAAAGAAAAAUAAGCAGGAAAUGAGUGCCCUAACCAAUACCUUACAAGCCCUAGAGAAGGAGAAUAGACUGCUCACAGAUCAUAUGACAGCAAUGGAACACCAAAAAGUAAUAUCUGAAAACCAUGAGUUUACCCAUCAGCAAGUGGAGAAGGUCCUGGGAGAAAUUACUGAUAGUAAGAAUAAACUGGCUUAUGAGAAAGGAAAGCUCCAGACAAAAGUUAAACAUCUACAAAAGCAGAUAAACUUUCUUUCAAAUACCCGUUCAGAGAAUGAUGAACUACACAAGUUGAAUAAGGUUCUGGAGACAAAAUAUGCUCAGGCAAACUCAGAACUCAGUGAAAAUAAGAUAAAACUACAAAAGACAGAAGCUCAACUGAAAAAGAUAUACACUAUUCUUGAAAAGAAUGAAGAUAUUUCUCGGGCAAUUAAAUCCCGUGAUGUGUCAUCAAGAGAAAGUCAUAAAAAGAGGGGGCACCUGGAGGCUUUGGAAGAAGGGGAAAUGAGCAAGAUGGGAAACUUUCAGCGACAGCUAGCAGAGGCUAAGGAAGAUAACUGCAAAGUCACAGUCAUGCUGGAGAAUGUACUGGCUUCUCACAGUAAGAUGCAAGGAGCUCUGGAAAAGGUGCAGAUGGAAUUAGGGCGGAGGGAUUCAGAGAUUUCUGGCCUCAAGAAAGAGAGACUUCUGAAUCAACAGAAAGUACAGAAGUUAGAAGAAGAAUUGAAUGAAUGGCAAUCCAGACUCCUUAUUAUAGAAGCCCAGCAUAGUAGUGAGGUGGAACCACUACAUAGUGCGCUAGAUGUGUCUAGAGAAGACAAUAGGAAGCUUGCUUUGAGCUUGGAACAGGCUCUACAGACUAAUAACCACCUCCAAAAAAUGCUGGACCAUAUUCAAGAGAAAUUGGACACCAAAGAAGUUGAACAGCAGACUUUUGAAAAUUAUAGGGAACAGGUAGCUGAGGAAUCCAAAAUGCAAGCUGAGAUGAAUGCUGAACGUAUAGAUUCUUUGAAAAAACAGUUUCAGUCUGAGAGAGACACUGCCAGGAAAGCUGCACACCGGGAAAUAAAUGAGCUGAGGAAAGCCCUUGAUGAUGCCAACUGCAGAUCAGUGGAAGUAUCCAGGACCAACAGAGAGUUGCGACAGAAAGUGACAGAACUAGAAAAAACAUUAACCACUCUCAAGGAAAAAUUAAAGACCCAAAAGGCCCAGAUCAGGCACCAUUUGUCUUCAAAGGCUCAAAAUGUCCAGAAUACAGAGAGAAUGAAGCAAAUAGAAAGUGAAUUGAGGCAAAUGGAGCUAAUUAAGGAUCAAUAUCAGAAAAAGAAUUUUGAACAGUCAUUAAGCAUCCAGAAAUUUGUGGCUGAAAUGGCCACUCUACAGCGGGAAAUGCAGAUAUUAGCAAAGAGCCAGCAUGAUUCCUCAGCCCGAAAUAGGCAACAAGAAAUGCGAAUAGAGGCAGAACGAAAAAUGAGGCAAGAGUGGGAGGCUCGGUGCCAGGUAAUGGAAGAAACAAUCAAACACCUGAGAAAAUGUAAAGAGGUAACAGAAAAUAAACUGAAAGAAGUCAGUAUGCAAUCGGAACAGGUGAGCCAGAAGCAUGGACAUAAAAAACAGAUAACAUCUAACAUAGAAGAUGCCCACCGCUGGUUCAAGUGUAAAUUUGAUGGCCUGCAAAUGGAGCUUACCAAAAACCGGUUACAGAGGCUUCCUCAAGAAGACAAGUGGAGGGAGGAUAUAGCUUUUACAGAUGGGGUUUCAAGGUAUAAUAAGAUACCUGCUCAGUCUGCAUUGCACCGCUGGGAGACUAAACAACAGCUUAGAUAUAUGUCUAAGAAGUACCCGUCAGAGAUGGACAGGAAGUGAUAACCUCUAAGGAAAAAGCAUUGAAAAUUGCUACUACAUCUCCACAAUCAUGUGAGCCUCAGGACGUUGGCUUACUUGAAUUUCUUGGUGCUCGCUGAAGAUUUUGCUUCAAAAUUAUCCUUUUAUAAAUUAUUUUCUAUCAACAAGGAAAAAACCUAACCCCCAUGCCCCACCCACCCACCCACACAAACUGUAUAUUUAUUUGUUAUAUUAUAGAGAUGGCUUAGGACACUUUAAUAUAUUUCUAAUUUUUUAAUAAUUUCUAAUAGAAUAAGAUAUUUCUAAUCCAAAUCAACAUUAAAAUCACUUAUGGAACACCAAAUUUGAUGGCAACUUUUGUUUCAACUUAGAGUCUAAGCCUCUAAUAUCCUAUAAAUAGUUCAUGAAACAAGACUGUGGAUAAGAACCAUGAAGAGAAGAAAUUGGCUCUCUACUUUUUAAGUAAAUAUGUCAACUUUCACAUGUCUCUCUAUAAAUCCUACAUGGGGGUCCACCCAAUAUGCUGGGAACUUUUGUCUAGAUCCCUUGACAUUGUAUUGGAUACAAGUAGAGUCCAUUCAUUCCUCCCUUUCAUUAGAUAGUGAGUUCAUGUCCUUUCAUGGUCAUAGCUUCCCGGUAGUGUUCUUCUGGAGGCAUCCUUCUCUGAUCACCUAAUUCUGCUUUUCCUGUGCAAUUUGUUGUUAAUAUGUUGUUGCCUUUUCCCAACUGCUGUGUGCCUCAGUCAUUGUCUUCUGGGUGGGCAAGAAUUCUAAUUCCUCCAAGACGGGCAUUUUGUCAUUCUCAGCCACGUAGCAUUACCAGAAGAAUGUCAUUAAAAUACUGGUAUUCUUUACUGUAGAAAGAAUAUUGGGAUCAUUCAAAAAAGGGCACAGUAUCCCAAGAAAUCCAGCCCAUUCUCCUCCACCUAUCUGUCUGGGCGAAAGACCUUCUUCAUCAACUUGGUGUUUUCUAAGUGUAUUAUUAAGCCAAAUGUCGUUCAUUUGGCUCUCAUGGAGAAGGUUUGUGCCUGAAGCCACUCAGACAUGGAAAUAUUUCAACUUGCUGCUGUGUUACUGUAGGGGCUCCGGGCUGUGGGCAUGCAGAGAAUUCUUUACAACGAAGCCCUUUGGGUUGGCUGGCAUGACAAAAGGAGCUAAAAAGAAUGUAAAAUGGGCAACCGGCAGACUAGAGGGACCUCUCCAAACUGCCCUUUCAGUGUAACCUUGGAUCCUUUUUGGUUUGCUCACAUCAACAGAUGUUUGGGAAGGGAUAGUAGUAAUAUAAGAAUCCACUCCAGAACUGCUCAGUAACUCCAACAGAGAAGCAACUUCAGACCCUGAAAGCACUCCUGCCAGGCCCAGCCACAGCCAUUGUGGUCUGGCACACAAGAGGAAGGCAGGGGUACAUCUCAGUCUAACGGUGCUUCCCCCCCAAGUCGGCAUCCUAGCAGUGGUGCGUGAGACCCUCAGCAGCAGCUCUCAUUUGCUGGCAUGAAGCGAAGGGGAGGAGGGCUCCUGGUGGGCUGGGGCUGCCUGGCUUUCCUAGAGCUGAGCUCUGUUCUGAGAAUGGAACCCCAGGAGAGUCAUCACAUUGGCAUCCACCAAGAGGAAUGUGUGGAAGAUCUCACUAUAUCCAGGGGAAGUACAUAGGAAAUUUCCCUUCCAUUUGGAUGUCCUGAAUGACAAGGGCAAAAAUCUUUGCUGGGCGUGUGUCUCCUUGUUUCAUGCUUCAUUUGAUAUAAUUAAUAAUACCUAGUCAAAUAAUAUUAUCUCUCAUUAUAUCCUUUAAAGAAUCUGACUUAACCGCCUGUGUGGGGCCCUUUAUU